UAGUAGCGGGUCCGCGUUCUUCGCCGUUUGUAGACUUAAUCAUGCCAAACGAACGUAUCUAAUGUUAGCUAACUGUGUACAAUUUUAAACCAAGACUAAAGUGAUUGUAGUCCAAGCAGGUUGUAUAUAAGUGUUUAUAACAACUUCUGGGGUCAUUCUGGUGACUCUUAAAUGAUUUUUUAAGACAAUUAGAUGCAGCCGUAACUAUUUAACUGCCUGGACAACAGUCGUUUCUUAGCUAGCCCAAGACAGACUAGUCUUUAUUCAGUCUAACUCAUUUGCUUGGCUAGCUUGCUAGCUUGGCAUUUGCUGUAAUUACUAGCUAUUUAAAAUGUUAUUAAUAAAUUAGCUACCUAGCUCGUCUAGCAAUAUUACAGGCUCGUCUCAAAUGUUACUCAAAUCCAUAGACGACAUGACUUGAAUGAAAUGAGAUGGAUAGAGGAACACUCAAUCCAAAUGGAAGCCAUGGUAACUCAUCAUUGCAGAGCAUUUACUUACCCUCUGUUACCCAAUUUGAUCCCUGGCACAGCACUCCUGUCAAAACGAGUGAGAUACAGGAGAUGACAAGAAGAUUGACCAGAAGUUCCCCAGCCCCGUCGUCAAGAACACCUCAUCUCAUCCCACAAAACAGCCAGACCUUGUGUGAGAUGGAGAGCGCCACCAUCCUGAAGCAGCGUAGGGAGCUUCAGCUCCUCAUAGCGGAGCUCAAGGACCGCGACCAGGAGCUCAACACCAUGGCUGCUGCCCACCACAAGCAGCUCCUGGCCUGGGAACAGGACCGCCAGAGAGUCCUCACCCUGGAGCAGAGGAACGCUCGGCUGGAGGACGAGCUGCAGAAGCGUAACGAGGUGAUCAGGGCCGUGACUAAGCGUGCUCACGUCGUGGAGGCGAGGGAGAAGGAGGGGCGCCGGGAGCUGAACUCCACCCAGCAACAGCUUCACGAGAUGGGGAAGAAACAGCAGCACUCCAGCCAACAGUAUCAAGACCUGGAGGAGAGGAUCAAGAGCCUGAACUCCACUGUGAUGUCUCUGUCUGCUCAGGUGGGCGCUCUGCAGGUGAGGGAGGAGGAGCUCGGCGCCAUGCUCAGGCUCAAGGAUAAGGACGUGACAGAAGCCACAAAUCACAUCGUGGAUCUGUCUGGGUGUCGGAAGGAUCUGGAAACGUCUCUGAAGGAGAGCGGCUCCAGAGAGAGCCGGCUGCUGAGGGAGGUGGAGGAGAACAAGAGACGCUACAGGGAGGCCAGGCACGCCAACACACGCCUCGCAGAGGAGCUUCAGGAGCAGGUGAGGGAGGGCAGUGCCCAGAGAGAGGAACUCAUCCGCCUGAAACAGGACGGGCAGCUCCUACGCAGGGAACUGGCCUUGUCAGGUGAGGGAGAGGGCUGGAAGGAUGAGCUGCUGGGAUUGGCUCGCUCGAAACAGGAGCGCACUGAUUCAGAGCUCCACUGCCUGCGCCAGUUGUGUGAGAAUCAACAGAAUGACCUGCAGCUUCUGCAGUUAAACCUGGAGAGUGCGCGUGAGGCCUUGAAACAACAUGAUGGAAGCCAGGGGGACCUCAGCUGCAUCUUCCUGGAUGAACUCUCCCCUUCAUCACGGACUAGGAGGAAUCUUGGCCCAGCGAUUGGCUCUCCAGCAACCACCAAUCAGAGAGCUGCUGUCAACGGCAACCAGGAAACCCUCCCAACAUCUCCGGUGGCUGAUGGCGGUUGCUGCUCAACCAAUCGGCUGCAGCGUCUGCUGGCUGAGUCGAGGGAGAUGGUGUCCAGCCUGGAACGCUCCGCCCUGCAGACCACUAGCCCCUCCCACAACUGUGAUGCUGUCCUCGGGUUCGCCACCGGUCAGCUAAGCGGCUCCAGUGACUCCUCCCAUCACGCGAGCCGGAGCUCCCCCAAUCAUCCGCCCUCGCAGGCACACAAGGAGAGUGGAACUCCGCCCAGGGCCGCUCAGCGCCCCAACAGAACCCAGGAGCAUUGUGGGCUAGCAGGAAGCCAGGAAGGAGGGACCAGGGGUCAGAGGUGAAGCCUCCUCCAAGCCAAUCAGAACCAAAGACUCAGUCCUGCCGAGCCAAUGAAUGAAUACAAUUGUAUCUCAGGGAAUCAAAGAAGGACUUUUAUAUCUUUAAAAAAAAGAAGUUAUUAUUAAAAACAUGUUUUUACACAUUGAAAGUGUUUUAACUUUGUAAUAUUUUAGUAUAUUGAAGUAUUAUCAAGCAUCUGUGGUGUCUGAAGUUUAUGUACUGUAUAAUACAAAGGUUUAUUUACUGCCAAAUGUGUUUGAGGAACAAAGUUGGUCAUUCUUGAUCCAAAGCUAUUUUAGAGGUUGUUUUCUUUUUUGUCUCUUGUCAAUAUGUCUAACCAGUCGGACAGGGCUACUGAGCAGGGUUUAGUUAACAUUCCAGUUUCACUGUCUUCUAAACCUGAUGGGUGACUCACACAGGGGACUAUUAACUUGGCUAUAGAAACGGGGUUUAAAUGAGACCUGAACUGUACUCUGCAUUAGCAUAUUAUUUUGUGUCAUUAAUGUUUAUAUUUUUGAAGUAUUUUUAAAAGAGAAUUUUUUUUUCUAUUCAAAUAGAAAUUAAACCACUUUGUUC
Osmerus eperlanus (European smelt) is the source of this 2592-nucleotide messenger RNA. It is a transcript of the gene ccdc62, whose product is annotated as coiled-coil domain containing 62. Bases 432 to 2018 code for a protein of 528 amino acids. The record is from RefSeq and is a predicted model, not a curated record. The transcript is spliced from 13 exons. NCBI's taxonomy places the organism in Eukaryota, Metazoa, Chordata, Actinopteri, Osmeriformes, Osmeridae.